Messenger RNA from Cutaneotrichosporon oleaginosum, 900 nucleotides. RefSeq lists its product as uncharacterized. Lineage: Eukaryota; Fungi; Basidiomycota; Tremellomycetes; Trichosporonales; Trichosporonaceae. Gene Ontology annotation, molecular function: hydroxyacylglutathione hydrolase activity. The record is from RefSeq and is a predicted model, not a curated record.
CAGGUCAUCCCCGUCCAGGCCCGCUCCGACAACUGGAUGUAUCUCGUGAUUGACGAGCCAUCGCAGACCGGUGCCGUCGUCGACCCCUUUGACGCGCCAAAGCUCACCGCCGCCGCGAAGGAACACGGCGUGAAGCUCACGACGCUCAUCACCACUCACCACCACGCCGACCAUUCAGGCGGCAACGCCAAGUUUCUCGAGCUCAACCCCGGCUUGACGGCGUACGCGGGCUCGGACAAGUCGCCAGGCACCAACAAGAUCGUCGGUGACGGGGACAAAUUCACCAUCGGCGACAACAUCAACGUUACGUGCCACUCUACGCCGUGCCAUACCCAGGACUCGAUCGCGUUCUUCCUCGAGGACAAGAAGACCGGGCAGCGGGGAGUGUUUACGGGCGACACACUUUUCCUCGCAGGUUGUGGCCGUUUCUUCGAGGGCAACGCUGCUGAGAUGCACGCAGCUCUCACAAAGCUCGGCCGCCUGCCCGACGACACCCUCGUUUACAACGGCCACGAGUACACCAUCGGCUCGGCCAAGUUCGGGCUUACCAUCGAGCCGAACAACGCCAAACUGAGGCAGCUGUACGAGACAGCACAGAAGGACAAGUGCACGACGGGCAAGUCGACGAUCGGUGAUGAAAAGGAGUGGAACGUGUUCAUGCGUCUCGACCGCCCAGAGGAGAUCAAGGCGACGGGGGAGAAUGACCCGAUCAAGGUCAUGCACCAGCUGCGCGAGAUGAAGAACGCCAUGUAGGAUGAUGUGAAGUGUGCAUAGCCGAUCUGGCAAUGAGGAUGGCACAAUCAUCUCGCCAUCACAAAACUGACCAUGUUCACUUGCGACGGUGUGCCCGCCAGGCAUUGUCCGAGGGUCGCAGAGACUCUUUAGCGUGGAGAGAUGGAC